Glycine soja is the source of this 381-nucleotide messenger RNA. RefSeq names its product UDP-glycosyltransferase 79A6-like. Bases 1 to 381 code for a protein of 126 amino acids. The record is from RefSeq and is a predicted model, not a curated record. Gene Ontology annotation, molecular function: UDP-glycosyltransferase activity. NCBI's taxonomy places the organism in Eukaryota, Viridiplantae, Streptophyta, Magnoliopsida, Fabales, Fabaceae. The transcript has a single exon.
AUGCACACUGGUUGGUUUCAGCAGAAGCUUGUGCCGAAACACUCUAGGGUGGGGUGCUAUGUAUGCCAUAGUGGCUUUAGUUCAGUGAUAGAAGCAAUGUUCAAUGACUGCCAACUGGUGCUGUUGCCUUUCAAGGGUGACCAGUUUUUCAUGGCCAAGGAUUUGGAGGCAGGGGUAGAGGUGAAUAGGGGUGAUGAAGAUGGGUUCUUUCACAAAGAGGAUAUAUUGGAGGCAUUGAAAACUAUCAUUGUGAAGGAUAGCAAAGAACCAGGGAAGCACACAAGAGAAAACCACAUGAAAUGGUGCAAGUUUUUGUCAAAUAAGGAAAUUCAGAACAAAUUCAUCACAGGUCUUGCUGCCCAGUUGAAGUCCAUGGCUUAG